Messenger RNA from Eurytemora carolleeae, 2594 nucleotides. RefSeq names its product galactose-3-O-sulfotransferase 2. Lineage: Eukaryota; Metazoa; Arthropoda; Copepoda; Calanoida; Temoridae. Gene Ontology annotation, cellular component: membrane. Gene Ontology annotation, molecular function: galactosylceramide sulfotransferase activity. The coding region runs from base 36 to 1559 and encodes 507 amino acids. The record is from RefSeq and is a predicted model, not a curated record. Gene Ontology annotation, biological process: glycolipid biosynthetic process. The transcript has 18 exons.
AAAAUAAAUUCGUGUUUCAGAAAAUGUAAAUUAAAAUGGUGUCGGUGGGAUAUCAGUCCCUGCCGGGAGAAGAUCCUGACUUGGAUCCUGGCAAUCAGCUGACAGAGUCAAGUAAUCAGCUGAUCGGGUCACAUGUGCAGAUUUCUAGACGAGUGUCGUCGUCUUCAGCAACCGUCCUAAACUUUAUACCGUCCUACCCAUGUACUCCUUCUAGAGGGUUUAAGCGGCCCUGUUUGAUUGCUUUUUGUGUAAUUUCAACGCUAGCUAUGCUUGGGUUUACUCAGCAUAUUGUAGAUAUCAGGAGAACACCAAUACAUCCACCCAAUCCACUAACAGAGGAAAAGAAUAUGAUCAACUUCAUGAAUAUGAUCCGGGGAGAGGAAGGUUCAAUAGACCAGGGGGAGGAGGAAGAUGAGAAGAAUCAUCUACCAAAUAGUGUGGAAAAGGUUGAGAAAGAAGCUAAAGUCCCAAACAAUACAUGCUCUACUCCCGCAACUAAGGUUGGGUUUUUGAAAACACAUAAGACUGCAUCCAGUACACUGCAAAAUAUAAUUUUUAGAUAUGGUCUAGAACAGAAUUGGAAUUUUGUUAUGUAUCCAGAGGGGAGUCAUCUAGGACCACCUUAUAAUCAGUACAAUCUGAAUAGACCCUUUAACAGUACCUGGAUGAACCAAGUGCCCUGGAAACCAUUAGUUGAUGCCCAGAUUUCUCAGGGUUACAAUGCAUUUUCUCUUCAUUCUAUGUGGAGCAAAAAGGAGGUCAAGAAAAUACUUGGAGAGGAUGCUGUGUACUUUACAAUACUUAGAAAUCCUGUUGAUGCAUUUGAAUCGUUGUACAACUAUGUACACUUUGAGAACAACUUUAAGAUGAAUUUAGAAACUUUUAUACAAUUGUAUAUCAAGAAUGAUAUUCCAGUCAGAAGAGUUCAUGGAUAUCUGGGACGAAAUCAACAAUUCUGGGACCUUGGCCGGUUUGCUAGUGAGUUGACAUCUGUAGAGGAAGUUCGGAAGAAAAUACUUGAAAUAGAAAAAGAAUUUGAUCUCGUGAUGAUAUCCGAAGAUUUUGAGUCAAGUUUGGUUCUUUUGUCUCAACAGCUGUGCUGGCCUUUAAACAAGUUCUCUAGUCUCCCACUUAACUCAAGAAAAGCUUCUGCUGUCCAAGUUCUAAGCGACAAAUCAAGGAAACUACUGAAGGACUGGUUAUGGGCUGAGGAUAUGCUGUACACAUAUUUUCGCGGUAUUCUGAUAAAACGUAAACAAGAAUAUGGAGAAGAGGAGAUAAUUAAACAGAAAGCUAAGCUAAGAUCUCUGAACAAUGAAGUGAUGAAACAGUGCGUUGAAAAUAUGUCCUCUAAAUCGGAAGAUCUGGAUCCUGGAUUUAAACCUUGGAGCAAAGAUGUUCUUGGGUUUAAGAUUAAUCAAACUAUUCCUUGGUGUAGAUAUUACGCACUUUCCGAAAUCACCUUUAUUGAUUUUCUACGUGAGCAACAGUUGAACAGAUAUGAGGAGUUUAUAUCAAAAUCAGAAUCAAAAUUCACCGACCAUGAUAAUCACCCUUGAUAAUUAUCAAUUAGAUAAGCUAGCUGUACUUGUUGCUUUUCAACUGAAUAUAUCUUCAGAAAAAGCUGUUUUGAAGACUGUAUCUUCAAAAAAAGGUGUUUUUUUCAGAAUAUAGUUAUUUUAAAAGCUCUUCCGCAGCAUACAGCUAAAGAAAAGUUGUUCCGCAAACAAAUCUCUAGAAAGAGUUGUUUUUGCAAAAUAUAGCGCUUGAAAAGGCUCUUUUUGUAGAGUAUAGCUCUUAAAAAAGCUCUUCUACAGAAAAAACAUCUAUAGAAAGCUACUCUGCAAAAUAAAACUGAAAAAAAAUUGUUCUGCAAAAUAAACCUGUAAAAAAUUUCUUCUGCAAAAUAUAGCUUUGAAAAAGCUCCUUUGCGGCAUAAAGCUGUGAAAAACUGUUUUCUUGCAGAGUGUAAAUUUAAGAGUGUGCAGAAUAUUUUGCUUAACAACUUAAUUAUUUAGAUAUAAGAAUCUUUUCAAUAUAUGCAAAUGCAUGUUUUUGUUCCUUCAAAAUCUGCAUUUUACCAAACUUUACAAAUGUGUGAUAAUUCUUACAAUAAGGAUUUCGUCUAUUUUCUCUUAAUUUUACCAUUCAUUUUUUUUCCACCUGAGAUGAUGUUUUUUCCCGAACACUGAGAUUAAUUAUAUUGUUUAUUGUGACAUAAGUACAUAAGUACAAGAAGAAAUUUUGUUUUAAAUUUUGGAUUUAGAAACUGUUUUCACAUAGUACCUGUACCAAUCUGAUCCACACAGUUCCAAUACCAACAUGAGCCACAUAGUACCAGUGCUAAUCUGAUCCACAUGGUAAUAGUACCAAUCUCAGUCACAUAUUAAGAGUACUUAUCUGAGCCACAAAGUACCAGUACCAAUCUGAUCCACAUGAAUAGUACUAUUCUGAACCUCAUAGUAACAGUACAAAUCUGAUCCACAUAGCACCAGUACCAAUCUGAUCCACAUAGCACCAGUACCAAUCUGAUCCCAUAGCACCAGUACCAAUCUGAUCCCAUAGCACCAGUAACAAUCUGAUCCACAUAGCAC